Messenger RNA from Phytophthora nicotianae INRA-310, 2622 nucleotides. RefSeq lists its product as hypothetical. The transcript has 3 exons. The record is from RefSeq and is a predicted model, not a curated record. Gene Ontology annotation, cellular component: U1 snRNP; U2-type prespliceosome. Bases 62 to 2176 code for a protein of 704 amino acids. Lineage: Eukaryota; Oomycota; Peronosporomycetes; Peronosporales; Peronosporaceae. Gene Ontology annotation, molecular function: protein binding; RNA binding. Gene Ontology annotation, biological process: mRNA cis splicing, via spliceosome.
GAUAGUUGAAGUGGAGUCCCAAUCGUCGCUGCAGAACUGCCAGCUGCGGUUGUGGGAGUCUAUGAGCUCUAGCACAGCGAUUUCCGACGUGCAACCACGUAGAUCGGAUGCAACUGAUCUUGGCAGUUCGAGUGAUGCCGCUACUGUGGCUGAAGGCGCAUCGGACGAGUCGCUGUGGGUCCGCAAAUGGGACGACGAUACCAACCAGCUCUACUACUUCAACUUGCGCACACAGGAGAGCUCCUGGGAGGAGCCUAAGGCUUACAAGGCGGUGAUGAUGUCCGAGCCUUUAAACAUGAACACAGAGAGAGCAGAGGAGGCAGUAGAAUACUCACCACAGGACGAGCAGAAGCAGAGUGACGCUUCUGUGAUGAUCCAGAGCUUGUAUCGCGGCCGCAAAGACCGCAAGAGGGUGGGGGAGGCGCGCAAGUGGACAGAGCAGUUUGACCCCGCCACUGGUCAAAAAUACUACUACAACAGCGAGACGGAUGAGUCCCAAUGGGAGAAACCCGUCGACUUCUUGACCGGACUCAAAGACGAGCGAAGUGCUCGUGCCGUGAAGAUCCAGAGCGUAUUUCGAGCCAAGAAGGCGCGAGACCGAGUGAAGCAGCUUGUAGACGAAGAGGAAGAAGAAGAGCAACUCGAGCAACACCUGCGAGAACAUGAAGCAGUUGCAGCAGCAGAAGAGAAGCUGGCAGCUCUGGCUGCAGAGUCUAGCACUCGAGCGCAAUGGUGCGAGUACUUUGACCCUCGGUCGGGCAAGUAUUACUACCGUCAUGGCGUCACCAACACAAUAACGUGGGAGAAGCCAGAGGAGUACGUCUCGUCAUGGGUGGACGGCAGCAAGCAAGAUCGUGCUGCCUUGUCUAUUCAGUGUGCAGCUCGAAAGCGAAUCGCUGCCAACGAGGUCGCUGCCAAGAGAGCGAAGCUACGCGCACUUACAGACCCUGCUACAAUGCAGCUCAAGCUGGGGGAACUGAAGCAGGUGUCGAUCGAGAUCCAAGCAGAGAUAGAGGCUCGUGCCCUUCUUUCGACAGAGGAAGAGCAGCAGUUCCCACAUUUAUCCAGCUUGAUAACGGGGUGGAAAGAGUCUCUGGAGAGCAUCAAGAGCCACGUGAUAUCGCUGGAGAGCAGAGCUGAGGAUAUCUUGCUAGCUGAAUGUCUAGCAGCACGUAUCGUCCAUGCUGAGCGCUUCCAUAAGGCGCUGGCUGAGAUGCGCAGCGAGUGUCUAGCUCUAUUGCGCAGCAUUUUGCUGAUGAAUAGCUACUUCGUGGACCUUGACGUCACGCGGAUCAACGCUGCCUGCACGACGUUUGCGAGUUGGAAAUCCCAUGAACUGUGUGCACUGAAGGACUCUCGCCUAUUGGAAAUUGUUCAGUGGAGUGACAUUUGUCAGCUACUUGAACACGUUGAAGCUCUUCUCCGACGAUGCAUGGGGCUAACGGACUUCAACAAUGGAUCGACUUGUGCAGCUGGAAAACGCUACGAGGACUGGCAUCCUUCGGUCGCUGCUGCACUGGCUGGUGUUCGCGAAAUGGAGGUAGCUUUGGCUCAGAAGAUGCAGCUUCUCCGUGGAUAUCGAGCUGCUGAAGUGAGAAAGCGCGAGAUUUCACACAUGGCCGAAGAAGACUUACUCGCCUGUCGUCUGGUACAGAUGCAACGACGCCGCAAGAACGAAGAGAAGGAUCACGCUGCAUUGGUAAUCAAGUGUCAGGAAUACUGGAAGAAGGGCUUAAAUCAGCGAGAGGAAGACUCAGAGGAUGCUGCUCGUGAGAGUACAAAAAUGCAGAGACAUACGAAGGGCUCCAAAGAUCCCAAUUGUGGCCCGAUACACGAUUCGGACCACGACAACAAGGAUAAGCUGUCGAUAUGGGAAGCCACAAAGGAAGGAUUUCCUGUCGAGGUCGUGAGUGCGAUUCUUUCGGUGGAGAGGCAAAAGGCUCGCCGACUUGGUUAUGACUUCUUAGUGAAGACAGCUCGCUCUGAUCAGGGCGAAACUCUUAUCCAGAUAGCGUGCUGGUGGGGGCACGAGCACCUCAUUAGGUUCUUGCUGGAGGAAGGUGCGCAAAUUGACGGCAUCGACAGCACGUACAAUCGUUUUUCACUGCUGCACGACGCAGCUCGACGGGGUCAUUCUCACGUCGUACGUGGUUGUUUGCUAUGGUUCGGGCAAUAACUUUAUCGUGCUAAUUGAUGCUAGAUUUGUAUUCUACUCGAGCAUGGACUUCCGUGUAACGUGACAGAUAGUGCUGGAGACACACCAUUCCAUUGGGCAGCACGCAAGAACAACUUCAGUGCUGUCCUCACGCUUCUAGGAGUGUAUUUAUCCGAGAGAGACAAGGCAAGUGCUGAAGGGAUUAUUAGGGCUGUUCGCCAAAAGAAUCUCCGUGGCAAGACAGCUUUAACCAUUGCGAAAGGAGAACGCGUGCGCAGUAUCCUGAAAUCAGCAGAGGAAGGGCGACUACCACCGUUGCGGUGACCUCGCACCGGUGAUGAAAGACCUGCUACUGUAGGAUAUUCGCGCCUUGUGACGGAAAUUAAUCAGCUAGACCGAGUUCGGGGCAGUACCAAGAAGAGCUAGACAAUGUACACCAAAUUUUGACCUGAAUGAUCUGUUAGUCU